This is a messenger RNA of Lytechinus variegatus (green sea urchin), 2756 nucleotides long. Its product is annotated as E3 ubiquitin-protein ligase RAD18-like. Lineage: Eukaryota; Metazoa; Echinodermata; Echinoidea; Temnopleuroida; Toxopneustidae. The record is from RefSeq and is a predicted model, not a curated record. Gene Ontology annotation, molecular function: ubiquitin protein ligase activity; single-stranded DNA binding. The coding region runs from base 212 to 2545 and encodes 777 amino acids. Gene Ontology annotation, cellular component: nucleus; Rad6-Rad18 complex. The transcript is spliced from 13 exons. Gene Ontology annotation, biological process: protein monoubiquitination; DNA damage tolerance.
CACACAGUGUCAUGUCAUUUUCGAUUUACGCGCGGAGUUCAAUCUCACAAACAUAAACUUCCCGCCACGAACCGCCAACAGCUGACUUUGCACGAUGCUAUGAGAAGCGGUCACGGGAAAUGUCAUGUGCAGUCCCAUAUGGUGAGAACCGUGUUGCAUACAGAAGACUUUGCCGACCUGCCCAUUUAUCUUCGAAAGGAAUUCUGAAUUAAUGGAAUUCUUUACCAUUACUGAUCCAUCAGACUGGCCAUCAAGCAUGCCGGAGUUAAAGACCAUAGAUACUCUACUGAGAUGUGGUAUCUGCUACGAGUUCUUUGACAUAGCUAUGAUCCUUCCAAAGUGCUCUCAUAACUAUUGCUCCAUAUGCAUCCGUCGCUACAUGAACUACAAGAACCAGUGUCCGACUUGCAACACACCUGCAGAAGCAUCACAGCUGUGUGCCAACAGAAGCCUAGAUCAGCUUGUUGCAAAUUUCAAAGUUGUCAGACCUCUUAUUCUAAAACUCUGCAAAGAGGAGGCUAAGAAGACUGGCAAGAACAUCUUACUUAGUCCUCAAAGUGAACCAGCUGGGGGAAAGAAAAAACCCACUCCGGGGACCUUGCGAAGUCCUCCCAGAGAGCAGAAUGUUGGAAAGAAAACUAAGAAGAGCAGUCCUUUCUUGAAGGAAUCCAGUAAUGAUAGUGAUAGCGACUUCACUGCAGUAGAACCAAAGAAAUGUCUAGUGUGGAAACACAAGAAGGAGUAUACAGGUGAAUUGAUGAUUCUCUGUUUUCUUAGACGAUCAAACUACCAGAACACCAGAGACAAAAUAUCCAGCCAUGCAUCUGACCUUGGAUCUUCAUCAGCUGCAUCUCCCCAAAAAACCGCUUCCUCAAUUGAAGAAGAUCUGUUGAUGGAGCCAGGUGGAUCAACAGAAACCUCUUCCUCCACUCUCAAUAAAUCCAAUGAAGAGAAUAUUGAUCCCACAUACCAGGUACCUAAUGACGGGGAUCUCAGCGAUGAAGAUGUAUUUGCUGUAGUGACACCUUCCAAGCCAUCCACUAGCCGAGGACUGACAAGUGUACAUGUAGGAUCAGCAGCAGAGAAGAAUGAAACACCAAUCACCCGAAGUGAAAAGGUUGAAUGUCCUGUAUGUGGAGUGCCUAUUUCCUCCAAGCACAUCAACGUUCACCUUGACUCGUGUCUUACUAAGAGUGAAGAAAAAGAAGCCAAAAGAAGAAUGCCAAAAAGGAAGCCUUUGCCUAAAAUUGUCUCCAGCUUGCUGUCGGAUAAAGAGAUGAGGAAGAAACUAAGAGAAUAUGGACUUAGCUCUCAGGGGAACAGACAGAUUCUCAACAAGCGAUUGCUUGAGUACACCCUGAUGUACAAUGCACAUUGCGAUGCUGCAAAUCCUUUGCCAGUAGAAACCAUUGUCAGAGAAUUCAACAAGAUUGAUAAACUCAAGGGACAGCCUAAUCCCACUCAUGCUGAACAGAGACUAAAAGUAAAGAGAUCUCUUCCUGAAGACGAGAUAGCAAAAGCACAAAAAGAAUAUUUGAAAUCUCAUGGUGCGCAGUUUAAUGAUCUAAUAAAGAACAUCAGAGACCGUAAUCAGAACUCUAAGAAGUCAGGGAAAGCGGAAGCUGAAGAAGGGCCCAAACUUCCAUCUGUAACCAAGAUACCUCCAGCGACAAAGGAUGAUGCCAUGCCAGGGACAUCUUCAACCGACAGUGGACAUGAAGUUGUUGAAAAGAACAAUGAUGGUGCUGCCAGAACUCCUCCAAACCCAGAGGAACCCUUAAGUACUGGUAGAAUAGAUGUAAAAUCAACAGGACCAAGUGAUCAACUCUGCAGCUUAGACAACUCUGAUGUUCCGCCUAUGGACUCACAUGCAUCAACAGAAAACAUUGAUGUCACUGAGAGACAAGAAGGGGCCAAACUAAGCCGUCUAAAAUCAAAGAAGAGCAAGUAUUUCACAGAGUCCACCAAAGACAUUGAUGGCACAGACAGUCGGAUCUCAUCUCCAGAGGUGGAACUUCUAGUUGAGGAUAGAGAGGAGAGUGCAAUAAAGAAGUGCACUGUGGAGAGGACAGAAAUGGCAGGGAACUCUGAGGAACAGAUGGAUGUGACAGAGGAUGAGAUCAGCCCUGUCUUUGGUCAUUGUUCCAUUGGUAGCAGCAGUGGCAAAGCUCAGUCCAGUUCAUCUGUGAAGAAAUCAGAUAAUGAUGGUACUGAGAUGUUAGAUAAGCAGCAGGGAGAUGUUCUACCUAGUUCAGUACCACCUCCUCCCAACACCUUACUCCUGAAUGAUAUUGAUACUAUCUCAGAAGGAAGCAGCUUAGUCACUUUAGAGUCUUUCAGUGAAUCUGGUAGUCAUGGUGAUGUGCCUUCACCUGGGGACAUUAACUGUAUACCGGAGAGCCCUGAUGCAGUUCAAGAAAAGAAAAACAAGCGAACAAUUCGGAGGAAGCGUAAACCAGAAGUCAAUCCUGAUGAUGUGUUAGAGACAGGGAAGGAAACAAGACUAACGAGAUCACGAAAGAGGGGGAAAACAUCGGCUUACUGAUAAUCUCACAUCUAUAUGUGAUGCAACACCGACUGCAUGUUCAAUGGAUGAUAAUACUGAUUUGUAUAUGUUAAAGGCAAAACACACAUUGAAUAGUGAAUCUUUGUAAUUACGUAGAUAGAACAACACUGGUCACCUGACAAUGACAUUUGUUCCUUUAACACUUGCUCCAACUGAAAAUCCAAGCAUUAAGCCAAACAUAAACUUUAAA